CAGAAACCCCACUUUUAGAUUGCCAUGCUGCUAGUGUCGGUCAUCAAGGUUCUCGUCUUGUGUGGAACGGCGGCAAUCGCUAGCUCCAAUGGAGGAUCGUCUGCCAUCGAAAGCUACGCGCCUCCGCUCUUACCUCCGCAGACACCACCACCAACGAUGCAAGUCAACAGCACUAGUCUGCUCCCGCCCAAGAAAUGCACUCCUAAACCAUCCGUGCUCACGAACAGAACGACACCCGUGCCGCCGAAACAUCGCUGCGUGCCCAAGACACCCACACCCGUGCCGACCAAUACGACGACACACAAGAAGUGCUCUCCAAAGACCCCAGCACCAGCCACUGUGCCUCCGACGCCGAUGCCAACGCGGAAGAUCUGUUCGACAAAAACGAGACGCCGACGCCGUGC
Saprolegnia parasitica CBS 223.65 is the source of this 404-nucleotide messenger RNA. RefSeq lists its product as hypothetical. The transcript has a single exon. Lineage: Eukaryota; Oomycota; Saprolegniomycetes; Saprolegniales; Saprolegniaceae. The annotation marks the transcript as partial. The record is from RefSeq and is a predicted model, not a curated record.